AUCCGCGAUUCCUUUUUCUUUCAUAGCGCAUUAAAUUGUAAUAACAUUAGAAGGAGCUCGCUCUCGUAUUUGAGACAGAAGGUGUUGUGAAACUCUAGAUUAUUUUCCCUGUAACGGCGCUCUCCGUGAAUCCAGCAGAGGUAUCUUCUCGUAGUUAAAGUUAGUCCCCAAAGCGGAGUAAUAUUGUUAGUAUUUACAGUGUGAUUGCAGAAUUGUCUACUGCGUGCACCUACCAUUGUCGAUUCGGUGUAAUCUGUGAACUCCUGAUGAUCCCGCCCCCAAAGACCCUGAGCUGAAUUCUCAUUGGAAGAAUGGAACGCCAGUCUUUCCUACACGAGUGAACACGCCAGUGGUGACCCCCUUUGGAGACAGAGAUCAAAGGCAAGGAGGCUGAAGUCACUACGCUGGAACCGAAGAUUGCUUUAAACAAGCAAGUCCUUCUAGAAGGUUUUUAAGUCAUGAUGCAAGAAUCUGGGACGGAGGCGACAAGCAACGGUCCAGCCAAUCAGAACGGAGCAGCGAGCGUGGAGGGCGGAGCCAGGGACGCGAGGCCCAAGAGCGCAACGACACUGUCGGCGGUGGACAUGGCAGCAGCUGACCUGAUCCAUCUCCAGCAGCACCAGGCUCUCCAAGUGGCUCGACAGAUCCUUCUACAACAACAACAACAGCUGCAGCCUCAGCAAGGCACCGGUCUAAAAUCCCCGAAUGAGAAGCAGCCAAGCCUGCAGGUUCCAGUCUCAGUGGCUAUGAUGACACCCCAGGUAAUAACUCCCCAGCAGAUGCAGCAGAUCCUCCAGCAGCAGGUCCUGAGCCCUCAGCAGCUCCAGGUGCUCCUGCAACAGCAGCAGGCCCUCAUGUUACAACAGCAGCAACUCCAAGAGUUCUACAAGAAACAGCAGGAACAGCUCCACCUCCAGCUCCUCCAGCAGCAGCAUGCGGGCAAGCAGAGUAAAGAGCAGCAGCAGCAGGCUCAGCAGUUGGCCUUCCAGCAGCAGCUCAUGCAGGUCCAACAGCUCCAGCAGCAGCACCUGCUCAACCUCCAGAGACAAGGCCUGCUCACCAUCCAGCCUGGACAGACCACCUUGCCCCUGCACUCGCUCACUCAGGGCAUGAUUCCAGCGGAGCUUCAGCAGCUGUGGAAGGAGGUGACGAACGUGAAGGAAGAGAACAGCAGCAGCAACAAUAGCCACCGCGGCCUGGACCUGUCCUCGCCACAACCCCCCAAGAACCCCCUCCUCAACCAACACGCCUCCACCAACGGACAGUACAUGAGCCACUCUCUGAAGAGAGAAGGAUCUACGCUAGACGACCACCACCACCACUCUCACCACAGUCACCCGCUCUAUGGGCACGGGGUGUGCAAGUGGCCUGGAUGUGAGGCGGUGUUUGAGGACUUCCAGUCAUUCCUGAAGCAUCUCAACAAUGAGCACGCCCUGGACGACAGGAGCACAGCCCAGUGUCGGGUGCAAAUGCAGGUCGUACAGCAGCUGGAACUACAGCUAGCAAAAGACAAAGAACGUCUUCAAGCCAUGAUGACGCAUCUCCACGUUAAAUCCACAGAGCCCAAACCCACCCCACAGCCACUCAACCUGGUGUCCAACGUCACCCUGUCCAAAACAGCCCCGCCUGAGGCCUCGCCCCCUCUGAGCCUGCCCCAGACCCCUACCACCCCCACGGCCCCCCUGACGCCCCUGUCCCAGGCCCACUCCGUCAUCACCCCCAACAGCCUCCACCACAGCGUGGGCCCCAUGCGCCGGCGCUACUCUGACAAGUACAACAUGCCCAUUUCCCCAGAUAUUGUCCAGAACAAAGAGUUCUACAUGAACGCUGAAGUCAGACCUCCCUUCACAUAUGCCUCGCUUAUACGCCAGGCUAUCCUUGAAUCACCGGAAAAGCAGCUAACACUAAAUGAAAUUUACAACUGGUUCACACGAAUGUUUGCAUAUUUCAGGCGCAAUGCCGCAACAUGGAAGAACGCAGUCCGGCAUAAUCUUAGUCUUCACAAGUGUUUUGUGCGAGUAGAAAACGUUAAAGGGGCUGUGUGGACAGUGGAUGAACUAGAGUUCCAAAAGAGAAGGCCACAAAAGAUCAGUGGAAGUCCAGCCUUAGUGAAGAACAUCCAGACCAGCUUGGGUUAUGGGCCGGCUCUCUCUGCAGCCUUCCAGGCUUCAAUGGCAGAAAACAACAUACCUCUAUACACUACUGCUUCCAUUGGAAGUCCCACCCUCAACUCCCUGGCGAAUGCCAUCCGAGAGGAGAUGAACGGAGCGAUGGACCAUGGAAACAGCAACGGUAGUGACAGCAGUCCAGGACGCUCUCCCUUGCCAGCUAUUCAUCACAUUAAAGAGGAACCACUGGACCCGGAGGACCACGAAGGCCCCCUCUCCCUGGUGACGACGGCCAACCACAGUCCAGAUUUCGAUCACCACAGAGAUUACGACGAUGACCAGGGCCACGAUGACAUGCUGUAAGGCCCCCAGGGGCCCAUCCCAGAGGCAGAACUAACCUUAGUCAUCUGUGAGACGCCACAACGUCACAGAUAACACAGAUACAAGACUGCAGUCUCAGCCUUCUGAUGACAGCUAUCAAAUGUUUCCAACUGACUUUUAGUGCCAUUAAAUACAUAGUGAAAAACACAAGAACGAGAAUACGUCCCACUUGGGAGUAUUUUUGAUUUAUAUCUACUUUUUGGUUUAAGUGAACGAAAAUAUGAAAAAAAAAAAAAGUAAUUUCUACUCAACAUGCGUUGGAUGGACAUGUUUGGUACUGGGGACUUCUUCUUGGUCAGUGUGGUGGUUUCAAAUCCAGGAUGGACUUGGACCUGCACUGUGCAGCCAGUAUGGACUGCAUGCAGCCCACUCAACCACACUGAGCACGGACUGCAGAGGGGUUCUCUCUCUCUUUCUCUCUCUCUCUCUCUCUCUCUCUCUCUCUUUCUCUCUCUCUCUCACACACACACACACACACACACACACAUAUGCCCAUAAACUCAAGAGAUAUUGACUGACAUUUAAUUUACACUGUGUGUGUGUGUGUAGAUUUUGUUCAUUGUCACUGCCUUCAAAACUUCAUUGGUUUGCUUCCAUCUAGGGUGGGAGGGAUGUUUUUUGGUGUGUUUUGAGGGUGAGGGUUUUAAAAUAUAAAUGUAUGUCUUUUUCAUUGUACAUUGCUGUUAUUGCAUUUGAUUUCUUUAACUGAUCAGACCUCAUGCCCAUGCUGUGGAGAUUCUGUAUGGUCAGCACUUGAUGAAUGUUUAUAUGAUUUCCUUUCAUGUUGUCUCGAUGUAGUUUUUUACAUGAAGCAGAAUGUCAAAUACCAAGUAGUAUUUUUCUGUCAUUUAUUCCACAUGCUUCAGAAUGCCACCUCCCUGACAUGUAGUCCAUCCCCACCCCAACCCCCCCAAGCUCAUGAAGUCCAUCUGCAAUGCACUACUCGUAAUGAAGGCUCUCUCCACGCAUCAGUGAAGUUUAAUUUAAGAUGAGAAUGAAUGACAGAGAAAUCAUGCAGGUUAUGAUUUAUCCUCAUGAAAUUAUAUUGGAGAACAGCCCUUCACGGCAGUGCAUGUUAGCUGCAACCAAAUUUCUGAUCAUUCGCAAGCUCCCAGUUUUAGAAAUAAAUGUCAGGUGUGCAGGACAAAGAUAAUAUUUUAGACCAACUAAUUGUGAUUCCUGAACACAACUGUCAUUGUAGAUCAAACGUGUCUAGUUUUCCACACUGUAAUUUCAUUCAUGGAGGGAUUGUUUGGCCAUGCUUGAAGAUAUCAAAGUGCAUUCCCUAUAGUUUUAAUGUUUUUUACCAUAUGCAUGACCAGUUGUCUCUCUCAGUUUUGAGUGAUUAUUAAUAAUUACACACAUCAGAUGAAAUAUUAAUGUCCUUAAUUUAGGGAUAAUCCCAAGACGGGCAAUAAGACCUGAUCAUUGCUUCAUUCCAGUAUUUGGCAGCCAUGUUACGGCCCCAGACGCCCACCCACACCACAAGGGAACUGAUGAUCUGGUACAGUCGGGUCAACAUCAGCAGAACCCAAUGACCAAGUCAGAGUAGUGACGUAGGCCCUGCAAUAGAGUGGAUGGGAUUGAUGCAGGAACUGUGGCGCUGUGAGGCUGAAUACAAAUGGACUUGAUCCUAGGUUUGGUAUAUGAUAUGAAACAGAAUAUGCUCGUACAAAGACUCACAAAAAUGACUUUUUAAAGACUGCAACCACUUUGCAUUUUUAAUUUAUUAUUAUUAUUUCAGUUUUUAGUUUUACUUUUGUAUUUAGUUGUUGAUGUGUCGGAUAUCUUGUUCUGUGACUACCAAAGAUAAACUACAAAGUAAAAACGAUGUUCUCUGUUUCAUGCAAUAGCAGAUAAGGCCAAAUAUCCUCCAUUCUCUCCCAUUGGAUGUGAAAGGAUCUAAAGAUGGAGGAUAGUCUCAGCUGUGUUAAGCCAAUGGCACAUUGAUUAGAGAGGAUGCUCCUCAAGCAGUUGGACUGUCAUUACCUUUAAAGCCAAAGGGGUCUCUUGAUGAGUAUAGUAGCUGCAGGACUUUGCGGUGACCAAAACUGAAAGGGAGAUGCAGAGUCAGACAAACAUUAUGACCAAAUUAGGGGAGCAUGGUCUUUGGACCAAUGGGAGGAAAAGGGAUCACUCUAUCCAUCUAUCAGCAGCAGAUUACUGUGCAACAUAAGAGGAUGGAUAAAAGGAGAUUAUAAUGAUGAUGAUUUAUCAGUAGACAGGAGAGCUUUGCAGAGAACAAUGUGAAAAGAAUUCUAUACUUCAACUGGACCACACAAUGAUUAAAUAUUUUGUUAAUUUUUUUAUUCUUUAUGGAUUUGUACCCUUUCCAACGAUUGUAUGCCACUCUUUAGUGAAUCCUGCUAUCUUGAUGGGAUUCUACUGUUCUUUGUUAACAUUGGCAAGGCUUUAUGAUUGUGUUUAGUUUCUGUCAACGUAUUACUUUUUAUAUUAAAAAACACUCCUGUCAACUAAUAAGCUGGGUACAAGGUACUUUAUGGCAGUUAUUUUAACAUUUCACCAUGCAUUUGCUAUUACUAAUGAAAAGGGCAAUCUGUGGUUUUCAGAAAAUGUAUUUAAUAUCCAAUAGCAGGCAGCUGUGGGAUGGGUCAGUAACAGCCGGACUGGGAAUCGUGAGAACAACUCGAGCUCAGCCAAAGCCAGUCUUUUGCUGGUUUGCUUGGUAUUCUAAAGGGGGAAAAGCUGGUAGAUUAGAACAUUCUCAGCAUGUGUAGCUUGACAUUACUAAAGAUAACAGCAUGAGAAAACUGUUAGUACACAGAUCUCAGUUCAAACCUAUAGGGAAUGAUUAAAUUAAAAGAGAAAAAAAAUGUUUUUCACUCAGUUGCACUUAGUUGUAUGUCUUGCAUGUGUAGUCCAAAACUGUAGAGAGUGAAAAAACAUUUUUUUAAACCAAAAAAAUUAUAAGAAUACAAAAUUUGAUCAUGUUUAUCUUGAGGGUCUCAUCCUUUGUGCAAAACCAAUCCAAACCUCAGGCCUUAUUUCAUGAAGAAAUCACCCAACUUUAUUUGAUCCCAUUUUUCACAAUCUAUUGUCAGUCAUUUGGUCGUGGGCUUUACAACAGUAGGUCGUUAGUAUAGCCUUAUGUCUUUUGCUUGUCAUUUUCUUUCCUUGUUUCUUUCAAAGAUCAAAAAUACAUUUGUGUUAUUAUUUUUGCUUUAUCGCAACUGCUUUGUAUUAACUAUAAAAUAGCUUUGAAAAACUGCUGUAUGUAUUGGAAUAGCAAACUGUACUGCAAAUGUAUUUUACUUAGUAAUCCUUGCUUUAAAAAGUCAUACAUGCAGACAUCUGUGUGAGAUGGGCGGGGGCAGGGUGGGGGAUUAUCCCAGAUUUAGGAUUUUAAACUGUAAAAUAGAAAACAGACUUUUCUCUGUUAUCAUUGAUCUAAGCAUUUUGUACAGAUUUUGUUCUUCCUUGUGUUAAGCUGUUUUUGAUACUUCCUUUUGAUGGUCCAACCACUGCCUUCUGUGGCUAUAUGUUAAAGAUUACUGCUUGGAGAAAGGGCAGACAGGUAUGUUUCCUCUACAAGACUGAGGUAUCUUGCAUGACUAAUUCCAGGGUCACAGAGAUGAGAAAUAAUAGUUAAGUGGUCAGUAAUAAUAUAAGGGUGUAUCAAUCUAAUGAUAUUUUAUAUGAAACUAAUAGGAAAAAGAAGAAAAAUAUGCAGUGCCAAGAUGUAGAGAAUAUUUGUUAAAUGCUUUGUUUUUAUUCCAGAGGAAUGAAUUAAUUCAUACAUACAUCAUCAGAGAUGUCAUCAUCAUCAGUCCAUCCCCAUUAGGUGACAUACAUACUGCUUUUUAGUUAUUCUUUAGCUCAACUGUUUGGAAAUGUGUUAAUUUUUUCAUGAUAAGUAUAGACAAGCACAGCAGGUAGCAGUCUUAAGUGGAGCACAAAGGUUAAAGGUUAAAAGUUUGAUGUGAAUCAGACUCUGUACUCAUCCUUGAUAUAUGUUGAUUUUUUAACAAGACAUAUCAACCCGAAUCGAGUAACCUUUUGACCUUGCUGUGCUCUGUGUAGGUGGCAUCAGAUUCCCCCUCAAGACACUUGCGGCCAUGCUAAUUUGCCACAUUUCCAUCAAUCAUGAUCCACCCCACUGUCAUUCACCACUGUGUUGUACCAUCAUCCUCUCAACCCGUGCUUCUGGCGGAGGGAGGGAAGAGGGUACAGCAGAGCAGCUGUCACGGUGCUUUAAUGUUUCAGCAGUUAGGUUAGUUUUCUGUUGAAGCUGUAGUCUGUAGUUUUCUGUUUAUUAACUAAAGAUUCUGCUCAUCACCUCCAUCAUCAGUCUGUAAUCUCCUCAUCAUUCCUGGUCUGUCUGAUGCAGACUAUUCUGUUGUACAGUCGGUCUCGAUAACUGACGUAAGCAUUCUAAAAAUGCAAUAAAAUGCUGGUUGUUCA
Coregonus clupeaformis (lake whitefish) is the source of this 6911-nucleotide messenger RNA. Its product is annotated as forkhead box protein P1-B. NCBI's taxonomy places the organism in Eukaryota, Metazoa, Chordata, Actinopteri, Salmoniformes, Salmonidae. Bases 459 to 2471 code for a protein of 670 amino acids. Gene Ontology annotation, molecular function: DNA-binding transcription repressor activity, RNA polymerase II-specific; RNA polymerase II cis-regulatory region sequence-specific DNA binding. Gene Ontology annotation, cellular component: nucleus. The transcript has 20 exons. Gene Ontology annotation, biological process: regulation of transcription by RNA polymerase II. The record is from RefSeq and is a predicted model, not a curated record.